Leptinotarsa decemlineata (Colorado potato beetle) is the source of this 488-nucleotide messenger RNA. RefSeq names its product small integral membrane protein 8. The record is from RefSeq and is a predicted model, not a curated record. Lineage: Eukaryota; Metazoa; Arthropoda; Insecta; Coleoptera; Chrysomelidae.
CAAAAUCUCUGGCAACACUGGUUCAAAAUCAAUUUGCGAUCGAAUGAGCUUUUUCAGGUUAUGUGUCAAACUGUGGAAUAUUUGCAAAUAUUAUACCUAUUUAAAUCAAAUAAUGUCAAAUAAGAAUAAUCCUUCACCAGGCGACGGACUGAGAUCUGUUAGAACUACCACUUUAUUCAGAGCUGUUAAUUUUGAAUUAUAUGCAAAACCAAAUGCUGUUAUUAUGGGGAUUGGAUUGAUAGCUAUAGCUGGCUGUACCGGAUAUAUAGCUUAUAUGCGAAGUAAAUAUGAGGGACAAGGAUAUUAUGGUGCCAUUCAGGAAGACGGAACAGAACACUUUAUUAAAAAAAGGUCAAAGUGGGAUUAAUAUUGGAUAAUUUUGCUUAUAUAAUUGUAUAUAGUAGUUUAGAGAUGAAUUUUCAUUUUGUGGCAAUGAAGAUUGGCUGUAAAUUAAUUAGGUCAACAAUAAAAAAAAUUUAAUACACUGA